CAGGCGGGGUGGGCAAGGGCUCGGAGUUCCGGCUGCGAGCUGGAGACUCCCGGACCCGGCGGCCUCGCCCCGGAGCGGGCCGGCUGGGCUCUCGGCGGAGGACCGAGCACAGGCUUCCUCCUGCCAGGGAAAGCAGAGAGAAUGAAAGCCUAUCUCAAGAGCACAGAAGGCUUCUUUGUCCUAAAUAAAAGCACCACGAUUGGAAAGCAUGAGGAUUCUGACCUGGUUUUGCAGUCUGCAGACAUCGACAACCACCACGCGCUUAUUGAGUACAAUGAGGCCGAGGGCAACUUUAUUCUCCAAGACUUCAAUUCCCGCACCGGCACAUUUGUCAAUGAGUGCCACAUUCAGAAUGUGGCUGUGAAGCUGAUAUCUGGGGACAUCCUGAGGUUUGGGUCUGCUGGGCUGACCUAUGAGCUGGUCAUCGAAAACCCACCCCAGGUCUCGUGCCCAUGGGUGAGGGGCCCAGCACCUUGGCCAAGGCCACAACCCUCUCAGGCCACCCAGGAACCGAACAAGUCAUCCUCGCCUCCACAUUUCCCUUUCCACCAGGGCGUCUGGCCAGCACCCAUGCAGCGGAGCUGGUCCCAGGGGUUCCCCAGGCCCAUGGUGGUCCCACCUGCCUCGCGUCAGGGGCCCAUGAGUGCCAGGGGAAAGAUGUUCUCCUUCAUCAUGGACCACAGGUCCCCCAUCAUCAAGCAAGUGUGGACCAAUACUGUGGACCUGGCAGAACAAUCCAUGCCUGAGGGAAUGCCUGGGGCAGCCUCUGCCUCCGAGAUUUAUGUGGAACAGGACCUGGCCCAGCAGGAAAAGGAUGAAAUAAUCCUGCUGCUGGGGAGAGAAGUCACUCGUCUCUCAGAUUUUGAGCUUGAAUCCAAAUAUAAGGAUGUAGUCAUAGCAAACCUGCAGAACGAAGUGGCCGGGCUGAAUCAGAAGCUGUCAGAGACCACCGCCUCCAGACCGAGGGACAGUGGCAUCCCCAAGAAGUUCCAGGGUCCAGAUGAAGACAGCAACACCAGGCAGAGGGAGAUCCAGAGCUUGAAAAGCCAGAUCAGUGCCCUGCAGAAGGGCUACAGCCACGUGCUGUGCCAGACCCUGUCCAAGUGGAACUCAGAGAUUGCAUCCCUGAAGAGUGAGGGCGAGAACUUGAGGAGGGCCACUGCCAUCACAGCAGAGAAGGUGACAUCUUUACAAAAAGACAUGUUAGCAAGGAAUGCGCAAGUGCGACAGCUAACAGAGGAGGUGAAUCGACUAAAGAAUCAGAACAAAGAAAAAGAAUACCAGCUGGAGGCCCUGGGCUCCAGGUGCUCAGCCCUCAAAGAAGAGUUAAAAAAGGAAGUUGCCCAAAAGGAGCUCAGGGAAGCCCAGGAGAACGAAUUAAAACGCUGCAAAACCCAAAUCCAAGAAAUGGAGAAAGAAAUGAAGAAGCUCAGGGAGGAGCUGAGGAAGAGCUGUUCUGAGCAGAGCGCCAUCUCCAGGACGCUGCAAGAGAAGAGUAAGGUUGAAGAGAAACUUCAGGAGGAUUCCAGGAGGAAAUUGCUCCAGCUGCAAGAGAUGGGAAACAGAGAGAGCCUCAUUAAAGUCAAUUUGGGAAGGGCAGUAGGUCAGCUGGAGCACUUCAGAAGCCAGGUCAUCAAGGCCACCUACGGACAAGUGAAGCCGUCUCCGGACAAGCCCAUCACUGACCAGCAGCUCAUAGAGAGGAUCACCCAGGUCACCGAGGACAACAUCAACUUUCAGCAGAACAAGUGGAGCCUGGAGAAGGAGACCCAGCUGAGCAACUCCAGGCAGGAGGAGACCUUGGAGAGGCUGAGGACGGCUCUGGACAGCUGCCAGAGCUGCAUGAAAAUGUCCUGCUGCAGCAGGGACCUGAAGAGGGAGGUGGACCUUCUUCGGGGCCUUGAGGUGAGCCCACCUGUGUCGGGGCUCCAGAAGGUGACCCUGCACAUCCUGAGCCUCUUGCUGUCCUGGCUGGAGGGAACAGAGCAGCUCCUCAGGGACCUCGGCCUCCAGCUUUCUGGCUCCAACAAAGGCUUCUCUUUGUAUCUCACAUGUCUUUUGAAACACUAUAAAAGAAUUAUGAGCCAGACCCAAGAACUCCAGGUCCAGAUCAACAGUUCUAAGGAAAUGCAACAGGCUGUGCUGCAGGAGACACUGAAGGAGCAUCUGGCGGAGAAAGAGAAGCUGAACAAGGAGAGGCUGGAGGUAGAGGAGAAGCUGAAAGUCAGGAUCAAGAGGCUGAUGGAAGAGAGGGAGGCUUUGGAGGACAGCAUUGCCCAAGAGAGAAACAAAGCCAAGGAGGAGAAGAAGAGGGUCUGUGAGCUGGAGGAGUGCCUGGCCCAGCAGAAGGAGGCUUUGGAAGACAACAUUGCUCAGGAGAAAGGCAGAGCCAAGGAGGCCUUAGAGGAGGCGCAGAGGAGGGUCCGAGAGCUGGAGAACCGCCUGACCCACCAGAAGGAGGUCUGGGAGAGCAGCAUGGCGCACGAGAAGAGGAAAGCGGAGGAAGUGCUAGAGGCAGAGAGGAGGAGAGCACAGGAUCUGGAGAACCACCUGACCCAGCAGAAGGAGAUCUCUGAGAACAGCAUCACCUACGAGCGGCACAAGGCGAAGGAGGCCUUAGACAAGGAGAGGCGGCGGGUACAAGACCUGGAGAACCGCUUGACCAAGCAGAGAGAGGAGAUCGAAUUAAAAGGGCAGAGAGAGGAUGAUUUAAAUAAUAAAUUAAAUGACGCAAUGACCCGGGUGGAGGAGACUCAGCACAUGAGGACGGCAGAAAGUCAGAAGGCAGAGAACCUCGCCCUGAAAUUAAAUGAAACGUUAGCAGAGCUGGAGACCGCCAAGACAAAAAUGAUCCUGAUGGAAGAGCAGAUAACGCUGCAACAGCAGGCAGUAAAGUCACUCCAGGACGAGCAGGAAUCACAGAAGCAUGGAUUUGAAGAGGAAAUCAUGCAAUAUAAGGAGCAAAUCAAGCAGCACUCCCAGACGAUCGUGAGUCUGGAGGAAAGGCUCCAGAAAGUGACCCAGCACCAUAAGAAAAUGGAAGGAAAGAUCGCAACUUUGAAGGACAGUGACCCAGUGGCAGGGCUGGGACGUGCCUGCUGCAUGAGGACUGUGAUGAUGUCCAUGUGUCCCUCUGGUUCAGCUCAAAAGGAGGAACUGCCAGUGAAGCCUCCAGCGGCCCCACCCUCGGACAGCAGUGCCAAAGAGAUGGCGUGCAACCACUUGAUAGACGACCUCCUGGCCGCACAGAGGGAGAUCCUGUCUCAGCAGGAGACCAUCAUGAGGUUAAGGCAGGACCUAAACGAAGCCCAUGGCCGGAUGACAGACUUGCGAGGGGAGCUGAGCGAGAACCAGAAGAUGGAGCUGGAACAGCAGGUGGCCCUGGUCCAGCAGCAGAGCAGCGAGCUGAAUUCACUCAAGAACAAGAUGGUGCAGAUGAGCAGUCACAUGGAGAAGAAGGACAGGGAGCUGAAGGCCCUCAAGGAGGCCCUUAGGACUUCCCAGGAGAAACACAAGCUCCAUCCAAGCCCUGAGAAGGAGCAGAAGCCGAGGACCCUGACCCAGAAGUGUGACAUUUCAGUGCAGAUAGACCCGGUCUACCUGGAUGUUUCCUCAAGCAACCAAGAGGAGCAAUCUUUCAGCAACCUGGGGGCCAGGUGCAGAGGGUGCCGGCAUGAGGAAGUCAUCCAGCGGCAGAGAAAGGCCUUGUCGGAACUCCGGCUUCGAAUCAAAGAACUGGAGAAGACCAGCUCUCAAAAUCCUAAGGACCACCUGAAGGAAUCACUCCUAGAAUUAAGGACUCUCAGAAUGGAAAAAAAUGUCCCAAAAAAAUUAUUGGACUCAAAACCCAAUUUGCCAAUUCUUUCAAGAAUAGAGAUCCAAGCGAAUGGCCUUACCAACUCAGGGUCCAGCUCCACCAUGGAGAAGUCAGGGAAAACGGACAUGGCUGAGGCCUUAGAGCUCAGUGAAAAACUGUACAUGGACAUGAGCCAAACGCUGGGAAGCCUGAUGAACAUCAAGGACAUGUCGGGCCGCAUGUCCAUGAAGCACCUCUCCCCCAAAGAGAGGGAGAAAGUCAACCAGCUGCGACAAAGGGACCUGGACCUGGUGUUUGAGAAGAUCACGCAGCUCAAGAGCCGGCUGAAGAGGAAAGAGGAGCUCCUGCAGGGGUACGAGCAGGACAUCGAGCAGCUCAGGCAGAGCAAAGUGUCCGUUCAGAUGUACCAGUCACAGGUGGCCAAGCUGGAGGACGACAUCUACAAACAGGCCGAGGAGAAGGCACUGCUGAAGGAGGCCCUGGAGCGCAUGGAGCAGCAGCUGCAGCAGGAGAAGAGCCUCAACAGGGCCACCAGGCAGCAGAAGUUUGGAUCCAAGAAAUCCACCCUAAAGAUGGACCAAGAAAAAGAGAUAAGGAGAGAAACACCCCCCAAAUCCAACCAGAGUCUUCUGUUUACUAAGUCUGGAGGAAGGAACUAAGAAGACUUCACCCCACCUGGCCUCCAGCAAUACCUCUGUGAGUCAUUUGACUCUUGCGUGUCAAAAUCCCAAAAUCCUAAGAGCUUCCUAAGACUUUAAAGAUUGUUACCCUAAUGUUGGCUUUCUAGACUGGUGGUAGAACAUAGUGUGUUCUUUGGAGCACGAGGGAGAGAGUUUCUCUUUUACAUACCUAUCACUGUAUAUGCACUCAAGUAUGUGAAGAGACUGUUUAUAAUCCAUGCACCUAGUCUGAUAGCUACAUUAUGUACUCUGCAUUUGGGUCAAGCUGUGUACCCAAACAUCACAUCCCCAAGAAGCCCCACGAGACCCCAGUGGAGAACACCUAAAACAACCUGUCCUGCAGCCCCAAGGUAGAGGGGAACCUAAGGACUCUGGGGCCAUGGUAUAGUGACUUUAUAUCUGAGUUCACUGUAUUAUAAUAAAUUUAGAAUGCCAAUCAGUUUUAUUGCUUCGGUAAUAAUGACUGAUGUCUACAGCACUCUGCAAUUUUCAAAACAUCUCUCUUUUAAUCCUCCCCUGAUCCCUGGGAGCUAAAUAGAAUUGUGUUCCCCAUUUUAUGAUGAGGAAAUUGAGGCCCAGGAAGGCUAACUGGCCUGCCUAAGAUCAUACAGCUAGGAGACUCAGCAGCUGGGAGUUGAGCACCAAUUUCUAGUUCUAUGUCCUACUAUCCAUUCUGCCACACCAAGUUGGCCCAGUCACUCCAGUCCCAGGCCUCAAGGACAAGGCAAGUGUUCAGUCACCAAAGAGCACACAGCCCAGGUGGACAUGCUCCCUUCCUGUGGGGCUUGGAAAGACCCUCAUGCCCUGCUUCUCCCAUACUCUCUCUCCUCUCACUACCUUUCUUCUCUGGUAGCGUAGAGCCAGAAGUCAUGAGUCCAGCUGAGUUUUUUUAUUUGAAAAAUCCACAAUAAAAAUAUUUUUAUAUGUU
This is a messenger RNA of Heterocephalus glaber (naked mole-rat), 5425 nucleotides long. The record is from RefSeq and is a predicted model, not a curated record. NCBI's taxonomy places the organism in Eukaryota, Metazoa, Chordata, Mammalia, Rodentia, Bathyergidae.